AUGUCAAGCUUUACGAACCCCGUGUUGUGGGAGGACCUCCCGGAUCCCGAAGUGCUCCGAGUCGGUAAGGUUUACUUCAUGAGCGCCUCCUCGUUCCAUUUUUCGCCAGGCGCACCGAUCCUGCAAUCCUCCGAUCUGAUCAACUGGGAGUAUACUGGCCACUCAGUCCCCGAGCUGCCGCCGAGUAGUCGAUUCGCUCUCGAUGGCAGAGGACCCAACGCGUACGGAAAGGGCGUAUGGGCCUCGACGUUGAAAUACCGCGAGAGCAACAGCCUCUUCUACUUCUACAGCGCCAUCCAAGGAACCGACAAGACAUACAUCUAUACCGCCAAGUCUCCCAGCGAUGCCUGGACAGCUCACCCCCCGAUUGAGAGGUUCUACUACGACCUUGGCUUGCUGAUUGAUGACAAUGAUACUAUGUAUAUUGCCUACGGAACAAAGACGAUUGAGGUCGCUCAGCUUUCCCCAGAUGGGCUGAGUGAGGCAAGUAGCAAGGUCGUCUACACGUCGGACGACUACCUUGAAGGCGCCCGGAUGUACAAGAUCCACGGCGCAUAUUACAUCUGGGUCACGAAAUGCGGCGAUACGCAGUGUCUGCUCAAGUCCACGGCCGGACCGUUCGGGCCUUUUGAAGCGCGGGAUAUCAUCACAGCCAUGCGCUCUCCACUGCCGGGCUCCGGCCCUCCUCAUCAAGGAGGUCUCGUCGAUACUCCGGACGGGCAGUGGUACUACAUGUCAUUCACCGAUGCCUACCCCACGGGGCGGAUACCCUUGUUAGCGCCGGUAGAAUUCGAUAGCGAAGGAUGGCCCCGUGUUGCGGCGGAUUACACGGACGCAAAAGGGCAGUGGCUUCUUGAGUAUUCCCGUCCGAAUGCGUCUCUGCGCGAUUCCGCCGAAGCAAAGCCGCGCUUCCGACGGUACGCCUUCACCCAAUCCAGCCUGGAGCACUGCUGGGAGUGGAACCACAAUCCCGAUAACUCCAGGUGGAGGCUUCAAGCUGGCCAGCUGGUCCUGGGCACAGCGACGGUGACGCAAAGUCUCCAUCUCGCUGCAAACACGCUCACCCUCCGCACCGUCGGACCCGGGAGCAUCGCCACGUUCUGCAUGGACACUUCAAAACUCACAGACGGCGACAGAGCGGGUGUGUCCAUGUUCCGCGAUGAGAGCGCCUACAUCGGUAUCCACAAGGAUGCAGGUAGCCCCAUGCUCGUCUACGUAGAUGGGGCAAAGGUCGGCCCCAUCAAUGUACCCGUGGGAUGGCUGAACGGGCGUCCUGUAGCUCUUGAUUGGAAAUGCAUAUCGAGUGGCGCAGUGAAAGCGCAGAUGCCGUUGCGUGUGAACCAAGUGUGGCUGCGCAUCAAGGUAGACUUGAGAGCAGCGCACGUCGAUGAAUACGCAACGCAGACGAGGAAUGCCACGUUUGAGUUCAGUUAUGAUGGCGCGGCAUUUAGCCAGCUAGGCCCGGCAUAUCAAUUGACCAAGUCUACCGCGGGCUACGUGGGCUAUCGCUUUGGGCUGUUUAACUUUGCGACACGGGAACUGGGAGGGGAACUAAGAGUCAGUCACUGCGAUAUUGAGAUAUGGGAUCCUAGUAGUGGGUAG
This is a messenger RNA of Aspergillus mulundensis, 1602 nucleotides long. RefSeq names its product putative xylosidase/glycosyl hydrolase. Gene Ontology annotation, biological process: carbohydrate metabolic process. Bases 1 to 1602 code for a protein of 533 amino acids. The record is from RefSeq and is a predicted model, not a curated record. The transcript is spliced from 2 exons. Lineage: Eukaryota; Fungi; Ascomycota; Eurotiomycetes; Eurotiales; Aspergillaceae. Gene Ontology annotation, molecular function: hydrolase activity, hydrolyzing O-glycosyl compounds.